Malassezia restricta is the source of this 1416-nucleotide messenger RNA. Its product is annotated as SNW domain protein 1. Lineage: Eukaryota; Fungi; Basidiomycota; Malasseziomycetes; Malasseziales; Malasseziaceae. The transcript has a single exon. Gene Ontology annotation, biological process: mRNA splicing, via spliceosome. Gene Ontology annotation, cellular component: spliceosomal complex. Bases 1 to 1416 code for a protein of 471 amino acids. The record is from RefSeq and is a predicted model, not a curated record.
AUGUUGGGAACAGGCAAGGCGCUGACGCUUCAUGCGGGCAGAGACGGUAAACCGCAGUAUGAUGCGAUUGUGCACCAGGGACGUCGAGAAGAUCAACAUGUACAGUCUAAAUUUACGGAUCUUCUGCCCCUGAGUCAACGAGACGAUUUGAAAGAUCGACAACGUUCCAUUGACCGACCCUCCGAGGAAGAAGUCUUGUCCACAGCGGAGCGCACUCGCCUUGCACUGGAAAGCAUUGUGCAUGGCAAGGUUAAAUCAACGCAGCCAAAAAAUGUACCAGGUGCAUCCUCCAACACUAGUUAUUUACGCUACACACCUGCCUCGCAAGGUCCAGGUGGCAAAAAGCAGCGCAUCAUUAAAAUGACCGAGGUUGUGGAAGAUCCUCUGGAGCCACCCAAGCACAGGUUUAAAAAGGUGCCUAACGGGCCACCCAGUCCUCCGGCGCCGGUGCUACGGAGUCCACCGCGCAAAGUGACUGCUCAGGAGCAAAAAGAAUGGAUGAUCCCCCCAUGUAUUUCUAAUUGGAAGAAUAACAAGGGCUAUACUAUCCCGCUGGACAAGCGUCUUGCUGCCAGUGGUCGUGGCAUGCAGGAUGUGGAAGUCAAUGACAAUUUUGCUCAAUUUUCGGAAGCCCUCAAUAUGGCAGAUCGCCACGCGCGCGAAGAGGUACGACAGCGUAACAUCAUGCAGCAGAAAAUUGCUGCGCAAGAAAAAGCUGCUCGUGAAGAGAGCCUCCGUAUGCUUGCGCAACGUGCGCGCGACGAACGUGCGGGUAUAUCCUCUCAUGAUGAUCGCUUAGCACACAGUGGUAGCGCGCUGACUGCCUACGGAAGCAGUGAGAGUGACGACGAAGAUGAUGAAGACGUCGCGCAGCGUAACCGUCUCCGUGAAGAGCGCCGUCGAGAACGAGAGCGCGAAUUGCGUAUGAGCAACAUGGGCCAGGAACAGCGGGCGCGAGCGUUUGCCAAGGAGCAGAACCGUGAUAUCUCCGAGAAGGUGGCACUUGGUUUGGCCAAACCAACCAUGAGCAAGGAGUCUAUGACUGACGCCCGGCUUUUCAACAGAGAAGCCCUUUCUAACACAUUUGGUGAUGAUGAUUCGUAUAAUGUAUACGAUAAACCGCUAUUCCAGGGGUCUUCUGCGGCCACAGCCAUCUAUACUCGUCCGGGCACUGGUGGCUCAGACGAAAUGUUCGGAAACGGUACCGCAAGUGGUAUUCAGAAUGAGCUGCAACAUGACAGGUUUGGUUUGGGUGUCAAAAGAGGAUUUAAAGGAAGUCAGAGUAAAGAAACGCGCUCUGGUCCUGUACAGUUUGAGAAAGACGACAGUGAUCCUUUCGCUAUUGACCAGUUCUUGGAUGAAGCUAAGCGUGGUAUUAAACGAAGCGCGGAUGAAUCCAAUGAACUAGAUGCAUGA